AGAUCAUCCUCUCGAAAACAAACAAUGUAUUUUACUCCAUACCCGAGCUUUACUGACUGUAAAUUUUAUCUCAUGGUGUGCUGAAUAACUCUUAAAAACGAGGAAACAAGAUCGGUUUCAAACUUGAUCGAAAGUAUGUUUUUUCCCCGAACUUUUUCGCGGAAAACGGCUUACACUGGUUGCGUUCUUUUAGGGCUAUCGUCAAGUGAGUGUCUACGGCACUGAUUAGAAAACCAGGCUAGUUCGGCAUCUUGUUCUUUGCAUGACAUAAUCCUCACAGCUUCACCCGUGAGGUUUUAUUUUACAAUUUAGAAGGCAAAAUGAAUAUCCGGUCCCUCUUUCGAGCCGUUUUUCUCCUGGCCCUGGGGCUGCUGCCCUUAGCGACAGCAUCCUACUUCCCAAAAGCCAUCUUCGGCAUCCCGAUCCAGGCAUCGGUGGUGGCCCUAGAAGGUCCCGACUUCCGCGGCCUGCCGACCUACCGCAUCGAGUUCACCGUGCUCACCAAAGAUGGCGGGAAAGCAGAGGGCUUCAUCCACCGAAGCUACGUGGACUUCAAGCAGUUUGACGCCCUGAAGCCUUGGUACUACAAGGAUCUCAAGCUGCCGUGCGAGGCCGAGGCAACGGUGCAGAGCCUGGAUGCUUACAUCCAAGACACGCUCAUGAAGUACAACUCUCUGGCUCAGACGGAUCUGUACAGUGACUUUCUUGGGAUUAACUGGGACGGCAGCGAGCCCCAGUACCUCAAGAACUACCUGAGCUUCAUGAAGUUCCUCAUCGUGGAUCGCCUACCGGCCUUCGCUCCGGAGCCCCCCGUCAUCGACAGCGAGGCAGACGCGCUGGAACCCAUCACGCCGUUCGAGAAUUACAUCUUCAUGCGGUCCUUCCGCCACAACGACAUCGGGUUCGAGGCCUUCGACGAGUACUACCGCGCCUACGUGGCGACCCUUCCCGAGUUUGCCGGGAAGGCUGACCACUCAGACGUCUGGGCUCCGGGGUUGGACUCCCCGAUCCAGUACCCGUACCACUACGACAAGACCUACGUGCACUUCAAUCCCGGUGGCUACCUCAACGGCCGCACUGUGCGGAUGUCCUACAGCACUGCCAACAAGUUCAACUUUGAGAACGAGGAGAUUCUCAGGCCCUGGUUGGAGCAGCUUCACGGACACCGUCAGCCGAAGAGGAUCCUGGAGAUCGGUACCGGUAACUGCGUUUCUGCCUUCGCUUUGGGAGAGAUAUUUCCCCGCGCUGAAGUCAUAGCCAUUGACCUUGCUCCGGCUUAUGUGAGAUUCUGCCGCCUGUGGAAGCAGAAACGCGGCGCGUCCAACGUGCAUUUCUACCAGGCCAACGGGGAGGCGACGCCCUUCGAGUCCGAGUCCUUCGACCUGGUCCAGUUCACCUAUGUCCUGCACGAGAUGCCGCAGGAGAACAGCAAGCGGGUCCUGCGGGAGAUACACCGCCUGCUGAGACCCGAGGGCGUGGUCAGUGGAUUUGACGUGCUGUACUGGCAGAAUUCGGAAUGGCGCGAAAUCAACAUUCAAAGUAACACGUGGGGCGAAGAGUGGAACAGCACGGCCCAGCAUGGCCCCGAGCCCUACAUGGACGAGUACCAGAACGGUCUGCAAUUACCAAACUUCCUGCAGGAGAUUGGGUUCCAGAUCCAAAAUAACAUCCGCUACAGCAACUUCGAUGGGAUCUAUGUCGCGCGUAAACCACACUUUCUACUCUAGCCGAUUAUUAAAAAAAAUGGUGCCGAUCGUAAUUAUUGUCCGUAUAUUAUGUGGUCUCUAUUUUUGAAAUCGAAUUUCAAUCUCGAGGUGUAAUUUUUUUUAAGACUUUAAAGAUUUUUUUCGAGCAGACCUGGACACUAAACAGUGCUGACGUGACCCAGCUGAGAAACUUUUGCCAAUUAAGUGUCGUCGGUUUAACACUGAGCCAGUUUGGUAGACGGUCGGUUCAGGGUUUGAAUUAACGUCUCCAAUUAUUGCAUGAAUCGUGCCAAUUUUGGUACCAAGACCGUGUCUGGUACGGUCGAGGCAAGACAAUACAAUAUAUUUUCCGAAGAACUGGGACUACUCCUGUGGAACCAUCAGGGACUGAAUAUACGACCCACUUGUCGGCCUCCGAGGAAUUUUAACCCGGGUCAUCGAGGUGGAAGGCGAGGAAAGGACCACUUUUCAAACUGAAAAUAUAAUCAUUUCCUGCGAGUUUCAACAAUUUUAGUCUGAUUGAACCUCUAACAACACUUUACGAAAAAAACAGACCGAACUUCAUAAGACUUGGACACAAAACAUAGUGACAAAUCAUUUAGAUUUGUUUACAUUUAAUCACAUUUAUUAAUCGAGCCAAUAAAAAGUUAAUCACAAGUCACUACGGUCAUAUUGACAAAAAAGAGCGCGUCUAACAUAGGUUCGUUUCAAUCAUUCGAAACCUCGUCUUGAGACCACUGACUUGUGACUGACUUACGAUUGACUGUGAUGGCAAUAGCCCGAUCCAUUAAAUAAGCUCCGCCCAGUGUGUUUUGACCAAUCACAGCAGUGAAAUAUGUCCGACAUGCGUGCACAAAAGUCUGACGCGCGUGCUUGCGCGUAUGACGCGCACGGCUGGAACAUGCAGUGUGGCAUUGGAGAGGGGCACGUGUGUGGUUGCCCACGUGCACAGUGGGCGGGGCUAAUACAACUUUUGCAUAUAAUUAUACAAUUACAAUGUCAAGUAUUGCACUUGGCUUACGCUGGAAGAGUUAUAUAAGGUGUAUAUUUUAAUAAUACUGCGGUAAUAAUAUUAACGAUUAUCCUUGCCGGGUGACUAAUUCCUUCUGUAAAAACAAGACAAUGGAAUCAUAUGAAAUACAUUUUAGACUUAAAAUACAGUUGAGGAAUAAAUUGUAGCUACAAACUGCCAUGUUGCAAAAAUGCACUCGUCUGAAUUUAAAAGAAAGAAGGCAUUUGCGAGAUUCUGAAAAUCAUGUUCCCUAGAAUAAGGGGAAAGAUGAAACGGGAUUUAAAAGUUUUUUUGUGCGUAGAACUGGCUAAUCAGAAAAAAACUGGCUUGUCAAAAAAAAAGUGGAAAGUCAAAUCUACCAGACAAGUUCUAGUGUAUUUCUCAGUUUCUAAUUGUCUUGAGAGGAGAAAAUAAAUGAAAUAAUUUGUGAAAAUUUCAAAUGUAUAAUGACAUUAUUAGCAUUUGCUCUCAUUAUUUUUUUUUAACAAUAACGACUAUUUGUCGGUUUUCUGUGUAAGGUGUACGCUUUACUAUAAUACAUCAAGUACUGUUGCUUCUUAGCCAAGUGCCAAACCACGCAAUUCAGUGUGAGCACUUGUCUUUGGUGUCUGUGUGUGUGUGCUGCUCGGUUUGAAAAGCCGGCAAAGGGAAUCUUAAGAAGAAUUCUUGAAUUUCUUGGCACA
Molecule: messenger RNA, 3401 nt
Organism: Patiria miniata (bat star)
Lineage: Eukaryota; Metazoa; Echinodermata; Asteroidea; Valvatida; Asterinidae
Exons: 4
Coding region: 321-1727 (468 amino acids)
Source: RefSeq, a predicted model, not a curated record